CGCCGCUGAGUAAGGCGGAAGUGUGGGCUCCCGGCAGCAGCGGCGGUCUCUGGGCAGCGGGAGGCAGGCUCCCGGGACCGGAGGGCCGAGCCGGGAUGGCGGCGGCGGCGGCCGGGCCUGGGAGCGGGUCCUGGGCGGCCCAGGAGAAGCAGUUUCCGCCGGCGCUGCUGAGUUUCUUCAUCUACAACCCGCGCUUCGGACCGCGCGAAGGCGAGGAGGAAAAUAAGAUUUUGUUCUAUCAUCCAAAUGAAGUCGAAAAGAAUGAAAAGAUUCGAAACGUUGGAUUGUGUGAAGCAAUUGUACAGUUUACAAGGACCUUUAGCCCGUCUAAACCUGCAAAAUCUUUACAUACACAGAAGAAUAGACAGUUCUUCAAUGAACCAGAAGAAAGUUUCUGGAUGGUCAUGGUUGUCCGGAACCCUGUGAUUGAAAAGCAGAGUAAAGACGGGAAGCCAGCUGUUGAAUACCUGGAGGAGGAAUUGUUGGACAAGGUCUACAGCGCAGUGCUACAGCAGUGCUACAGCAUGUACAAGCUUUUUAAUGGCACAUUUCAGAAAGCCAUGGAAGAUGGAGGUGUCAAGCUCCUAAAAGAAAGAUUAGAGAAAUUCUUCCAUCGGUAUCUGCAGACGUUGCACUUGCAGUCAUGUGACCUACUCGACAUUUUUGGUGGCAUCAGCUUCUUCCCCCUGGAUAAGAUGACUUAUCUGAAAAUCCAGUCUUUUAUUAACAGAAUGGAAGAAAGCCUCAGCAUAGUCAAAUACACUGCCUUCCUGUAUAACGACCAGCUCAUCUGGAGUGGAUUAGAGCAGGAUGACAUGAGAAUUCUGUACAAAUACCUCACGACGUCUCUGUUUCCAAGGCACAUUGAACCUGAGUUGGCGGGAAGGGAUUCUCCAGUAAGGGCAGAGAUGCCGGGAAAUCUUCAGCACUAUGGAAGAUUUCUUACAGGACCCUUGAACCUUAAUGACCCAGAAGCAAAAUGCAGAUUCCCCAAAAUCUUUGUGAACACAGACGACACUUACGAAGCUCUCCACUUGAUCGUUUACAAGGCCAUGAGCGCAGCCGUGUGCUUCAUGAUCGACGCUUCCGUGCAGCUCACACUGGACUUCUGCCGGAGACUGGACAGCAUCGUGGGGCCCCCGCUCACCGUGCUGGCCUCAGACAUCUGCGAGCAGUUUACCAUCAACAAGAGGACAUCUGGAUCUGAAAAAGAACCCCAGUUUAAGUUCAUCUACUUCAACCACAUGAACCUGGCAGAGAAAAGCACCAUUCACAUGAGGAAGACGCCCAGCGUGUCCCUCACGUCUGUCCAUCCAGAUCUAAUGAAGAUUCUGGGGGAUAUCAACAGUGAUUUCACUAGAGUGGACGAAGACGAAGAGAUCAUCGUGAAAGCCAUGAGCGAUUACUGGGUUGUCGGGAAGAAGUCUGACCAGCGGGAGCUCUAUGUCAUUUUGAAUCAGAAAAAUGCAAACCUCAUUGAAGUGAAUGAAGAGGUAAAGAAACUUUGUGCCACGCAGUUCAAUAACAUCUUCUUCCUGGACUGACCAGAAGAGACUCGCGGAGAUGUCUUCCUACAAAGGGCUCAGCAGGCACUCGGUUAACCACUGCAGGCUCCUGGUCCUGUUGUUGACUGGACAGAUGACAAUAGUAAAGCAAUACUUGCUUCAAAGAAUCAAAUCUCUACUCAGUCCGAUGAUGCUCUGAGGUUUUUAGAUUUUAAAUGUUUGUGCGGACUUAAUUCGACGUAGCCGACCACUUAUCAUUCCAUUCUUUUGACAUCAUGUGAAUAUUUUACUGGAAAAGUAAGAUGAAUAAAUUGUUAAAAAGUUUCUAAAA
Molecule: messenger RNA, 1836 nt
Organism: Erinaceus europaeus (western European hedgehog)
Lineage: Eukaryota; Metazoa; Chordata; Mammalia; Eulipotyphla; Erinaceidae
Gene: CCZ1
Product: CCZ1 homolog, vacuolar protein trafficking and biogenesis associated
Exons: 15
Coding region: 96-1544 (482 amino acids)
Biological process (GO): vesicle-mediated transport
Cellular component (GO): intracellular membrane-bounded organelle; Mon1-Ccz1 complex
Source: RefSeq, a predicted model, not a curated record